This is a messenger RNA of Parasteatoda tepidariorum (common house spider), 5589 nucleotides long. RefSeq names its product CUGBP Elav-like family member 2. Gene Ontology annotation, molecular function: RNA binding. Lineage: Eukaryota; Metazoa; Arthropoda; Arachnida; Araneae; Theridiidae. The record is from RefSeq and is a predicted model, not a curated record.
GAAUAUUGCAUUGAAAAUACAGUGUUGAAAGUUGAACACAGAUUUUCAAAAACAUUUCAUGAAAUCCAUUUCAACAGAAUCUCUGCUACUACCUGGAAACUAAUCCACUUCAGAUGAGCUGGAUAUAGUGUUCUUGUUCACUGAAUUUUUUAUGAAUAGUCCUAUAUCUUUCCAGAGGGGGAUGGUGAAAUUUCCCUAUUUUCCUAUACACGUACACGUGUUUUUCUUUCUUUCUUUCUUUUAGCUCCAUUACACCCUCUCUUCCCGAAAUGGAAUCUUUUUUUAAAGCAGCUCCAGGAUAUACUACUUCUCUGAAUAUUGAGUAAUAAAAAAAAAUGGAACACGGAAUAUGACAAAGACUCCCUUGAUGAACAAGUGUAAAUACAUUUAGAUAUUUUUCGGAAGUUUGAACUCAUGAACUUCUAGCAUUAAGGGUUUGAACUGAAGAAUAAAGAAGUUAUUGCCUUCUUUAACGAAUGCUUUGGAUUUUAUAAAAGAAAACGUUGUUUCUUUUUUCCCUUUAUAAUGGUGAAUUGCGUCAAUUUAUGACGUCAUCUCGUUAAAAAUGAUGGAAAGUGAUUCAAGCGCUUAAUUUCCAACUGCCUAGAUGUUCCGAUUCUAAGAAUGAAGAAUCUCGUUAUUUUUAGUAGAUUUUAUUUAGAGCUAAAAAUAUAUGAUUAACAUUUGGACUCUAUUUUGUGUAAUAUUCUUUUUCUCUGUAAGAAGCCGGUAUAUUACGGUACUGAUUCAGAUGCUCCAGAAAUAAUGGUGUUAUUUACUUUCAGAUAUUAGAUAUAAUAUUUUUAGAAUUUCUUGGGUCCUCAAUUAUCUAUAUUUAAAAAAUAUUGAGAUGACAAAAAUAUAACUUAGUGUUAAGUUAUCAAAAGUGAAUUGAUUUCAAUUUUAAUUUUAAUGACGAAUUUCUAAUAUUAAAACGACUUAAAAUAGGCAUUGUUCUCGAAUAAAAGAAGAGAAACGUCCAAAGAGUAUUGAUAUGAUUAUAUAGCGACGAGAUAUAAUAACUAUAAUUAAUUUUAUAUAUAUGAGACACGAAAUCAAGCUAGUAUUCUACCUAGGGUUGUUUUAUAGACUAAUUUGUACCUUAUGAGCAUGGUAAAAAUAAAAACAGCAGAUCUGAGUAGAGUUUUCUUUUAAUCAGUUUUCAUCAAUUUUCAAUACACUUUAUAGUGUCUUCAUCUAUCAUAAGACCUAAAAAUAAGAGAGUAAGAAUAUUUUAUAUUAUCGCAAUCUAAAUAUAUAGCCCAAAUUGAAACUAUUGCUGGGAUUCAUAAAAAUAUGCAGCUGCCUAUAUAUUUUCCGUGAAAAAAACAAUGAAAUCAAUCUUUUUUUUUUUGUUCCUUGUUUGAACUACUAGCUAAAAAAAUUACUAGCACAUCCUCCUAGACCCGCGGUAACUCAGCAGAUAGUCCGUCACAAGGGAUAGUUUGUGUUAAUGCUUGAUUCAGUAGUUCCCUUGUCUUCUGGGUUGGAUUCAAAACUACAAAUAAAUGCAGUUAAACAUUCACAGUCGGAAAUGCAUAUUUGGUCUGCAGUUCAAUACCGGUUACAAAAUAAAAUAAAAUAAAAUAAGAUAAAAUAAAAUAAAAAAAGCACAUUCUCGCAAAAUAAGAGAAGAAAAAAGUGUCGACCUGUUUAGUGGAUUUUGAAGUAUAAUUAAUGAUAGACUAAAUGUAUUUUUGAAGAAAAAAAUUGCCAACAAUAAUAAUAUGGAUCUUAGUAGGCGGUAGUUUAAAAAUUUUUUGAUUUCCGAAAAGAAAAUUAGGCAUAUAUUUUUUCCGUCUUAACUGACCUGCGAUAAAAGACCCAUUUCGGACUUCAAAAGCAAUUAAUAGUUUAAAAUAAUUAAACUAAACUAUUCGCGAUUUAUGUGGAGUUUAUAGUUCAUUAAAGAAUUAAGAUUUUUGUAAUCACUUUAAAAGGCAUACAAUCCUUUCAUUCAUUUUAUAAAUUCCUAAAUAAAAAUCUUAAAUAUCGUCUAAGUGCUCUAAAAGUAAACAGCAUUCAGACAUUUGUCAGAUUUAAGUGUGAAGAAUGUUUAUGGUAGCUUAUCUUCAUAGAUAAGAGAUAAAAGAUCGAGUAAACACAUUUCCUGUUUCUGUUGUGUGAACAACGUGCGCAUUGCUAAACUACGGAAUACACAAGAUAUUUCUUUUUUUUACCCAAGGAGCCAAGCCUGAGCAGAAGCUAGGGCGGCCCUAGGCCCCAGGCUCAGAGGCCCCAAUGACUCGUUCAUCGAUGGAUGUGCGGCACCUGAACAAACGGCUGAGCAAGAGACUGAAAGCAAAAGCUGCUGUGAAUAGGGCUGCACUCAGCAAACAACUUUUCCAGAGCAUUUUGGCCAAAUCUUUGCUCAAAGGCAGAGGCUUGGCCAUUCGAACUUCAAAUCAUCUACCAUUGCCACUUCCUUGGCUUGCAUUACUGAUGCACCAUCCAAUACAGAUGAAGCCAGCAGACAGUGAGAAUCGAAACGAACGCAAACUUUUUAUUGGCAUGUUGUCAAAAAAAUGUACUGAAAAUGACGUCCGUAUAAUGUUUUCUUCAUUUGGAAGCAUCGAAGAAUGUACAGUAUUGAGAGACACUAACGGACAGAGUAAAGGAUGUGCAUUUGUCACUUACGGCUCCAGGCAAUGCGCCAUCAAUGCCAUAAAAUCCAUGAACCAUUCUCAAACAAUGGAGGGUUGCAACAGUCCACUUGUUGUAAAAUUUGCAGACACCCAGAAAGACAAGGACCAAAAAAGACAUUAUCAGCUGAUGGCAAAUCUUAUGAAUAUGGCUAAUAUAGCUAAUUUAGCUGCAGUUAAUCCCCAGUAUUUAACGGUUAACGAAGCUGCAUCACAAACAGGAUUUGGUGCAUUUGCUAAUGUCCCUCAGGUUUCUAGUGGUCUUAGUUCCCUCAGCUUGCCACAACAAAUAGCUGCUUUAGCUGCUGCUCAAGCAUCUGCAAAUACUGGCAGUACAGGUCUUAAUUCACUUAAUUUGCAAAGUUUAACAGGACAGACAGUAAGUCCAAGCAUUGGCUUGUCUAGUCCUGGGAGUAAUACUUCAGACCUUAAUACAGCUAGCUUACAGAGUAUUGCUGCUUUAGCAAGCUUAACAAGCUCCUCUGGUCUGUCUCCAGUUUUAGUUCAAAACCUUGCUGCACUAGCUGCUGCUGGAAAUACUUCUAAUUCCUCCGGUCUUAGCUUACCCACCCAUGGAAAUAAUUCCAAUACAAAUUCUUCUUUAAGUGGAAUAAAUUCUUUGAGCCCUGUUACAAGUAUGGCACUAGGAAUAACAAACUCAUCACUAAGCAGUUUAUCUGCAGUGAAUGGAAUUGGUGGAAAAACUGCUUUGACAACUAAUGGAGCUUCUUUAGAUGCUUUGACACAAGCAUAUUCUGGCUUGCAACCUUAUUCUGCUUUACCAUUUGCACAAUUAGGUCUUCAAACUCCGAAUCCUGCUGGAAAACAAAUUGAAGGUCCAGAGGGAGCAAAUUUGUUUAUAUACCAUUUACCACAAGAGUUUAAUGAUACUGAUUUAGCCCAAACUUUUAUGCCAUUUGGUAAUGUCAUUUCCGCCAAAGUUUUUAUUGACAAACAGACCAAUCUUAGCAAAUGCUUUGGAUUUGUUAGUUACGACAAUCCAAGUAGUGCACAAACUGCAAUCCAGGCAAUGAAUGGAUUCCAAAUUGGAAUGAAACGUCUAAAGGUUCAACUUAAAAGAUCAAAAGAUGCAAGCAAGCCAUACUAAUCUAGAAUCGACUAAUAUUGCCUGUACAUUUGAUGAAUGCCUCUAUGGUGAAUAAUACGUGCCCUGUGUUCUCCCACUACUGUGGUUUACAUCCAUCUCCCUGUCCUUCUACCACAUGUUAUGUCUCUUUUGACCCUUGUGGUCCAAUGGCUCAGCAACGACUAUAUUUGUUCACUUUGGAUAAUAUUAAACAGACGAACUGCUUUGUUACUGCAGCUGUGUUUUGUAAUCAUAUACUGUGUGAAAAAUUAUAAAAGAACAAAAGCUUAAUAUUUUGCAGAGCAUAAUUGUUCAUAACCGUCCCUUGUACAGAGCUUGGCAUGUCAGAUUGGUGUGUUUAGUAUAAUUGAAUUAUGUUCUUUGGAUCUUUUCUAAUUAUGUUUAUAGUAUUGGAAUUGUUUGUGUAUGUGUUCCUGAUUCUUAAUAUUUCUUUUGAAAAUGUCAUAUUAAUGAUUUCGUUUAAUUUGCCAGUAUUGUGUAACUUUCUUUAUUACUUCUUGUAUUGUUGUCAUUUGUCAUUUCUAUAUUUAAAUGCUCUACUUGUUACAAAUCUGGGGUGCUGUUAUAUAAACUACAAUGUGUUAGCAAUUUAUCAGUAAGCACACCAAACAUUAGGCAUUAAAUUAAUUAAACUAUCAAAUUUAAGAUAUGGUUUAAAAUUUUAAAAUAAGAGUUUUCCAAAAUGUUUUUCCAUUUACCUGUCUUGUGCACUGAAUUCCACAUUCGGUCCGUAAACUGAAUUCAGUCCUGGAAAAACAAGAUGAGUGUAAUAUAUUAUAAUGAAUAGAUUAUGUAUAAAUAUACCUGACAUACAUAACACAGUACUUGUAAAGACAUUUAAAAAAAAACUCUAAUUGCCUUACAUGUUUAACAUGAAGAAUGUAAUCCUAAUUUUGAAAGGUCGGAAAUCUGUAUGUAACUUUUGUCAUUUUCACACAGUUUUGUGUCUUACUAGUUUUUUAGCAUCACCGUUUACGUAUUCUAUAAAGAAAGUUUGUCAAAGUGGCCAGCAUUUCAAAGUCUAAACCAUUCUUGGUGAAGACCUUUUUGCAACUUGUAACGGUUCAAUGCACAAAUGUUGUAUAAAUUACACAUAAAACAUACAUCUUGAUUUAAAAAAAUUUCAUACUAUAUAUGAGAUGCUCAAAACUUGUAUAAUUGAAUAUAACAUCAAUAUUUUAUUUGUGUUUUUCAUAAUUCAUGUGCACUAUUCACUUUGUCUGUGCCAAAGUAAAGAAAACUUGUAUGUGUAGAUGGUUGGGAAGUUGGCUACUUUGACCUUAAGUAAUCCUGCUGUUACUGUGUUAUGUUUUCAAUUGAAUGUUUUCUGUGUGUAAAAAUCUUUUUUAUCACAUUUAAAAAUUUUGAGCUUGAAAAUUUUAAUAUUUUCUGGAGAUUUUAUUAACGAUAUGCCAAGAGCUAAUCCUUGAAUAUAAGUCUAUUCAUUUUCUCUUAAAUGUGAUAUUUGCCAUUUCUUAGGGAAGGGAGUAAAGUAUUAUUGUCAAAUUUUCUGGUCUAAUUUCAAAGACAAUAUACUAACACUUUCACAAAACGAUAGAUAGUUCUGCACUUUCUCCUUUGAUAAUAAUAAAUUUUGCAUAACCAAGAGUACUUGCUCCUAAUUUCUAAAAUUAACUAAGGUGCUUUGUAUAGGUAAAUGGAAGUAUGAGCGAGAUACUCUCUCAGCGACCUUUUUUAUUUAUUUUUACUUACAUCCUUUAUUCCUCUAUUUCAAAAUAUGGUUCGUAUUUUUACUAAAAAAAUUGAAACCUUAACUGCUCAAGGAAGCAAAAGUAUUAAAGAUAAUGCGAAAAUCCUAGAAAAGCAUUAACGAGUCUA